AGCGCGAAACACGCUUUAGUUUGGUUUCUUUGACGUCAUUUCCGGAAACCGUCUGGAAAAGUCUGGAACGGUUGGGUUCGGUUUUUUCGGCGUUUAAUAAACGUUAUAGGAGCAAAAAAAAAAAAAAAAACAACAGGUAUUUCUUGAAGGUAAAUAAUCUUCUCGAGCCAAGAUGUCGUACAUGCUUCCUCAUCUUCAUAACGGCUGGCAGGUGGACCAAGCCAUUUUAUCUGAAGAGGACCGGGUGCUUGUUAUACGAUUUGGCCACGACUGGGACCCUACGUGCAUGAAAAUGGAUGAAGUUUUGUACAGCAUUGCUGAAAAGGUCAAGAAUUUUGCUGUGAUUUACCUUGUGGAUAUCACUGAAGUGCCAGAUUUCAACAAGAUGUAUGAAUUGUAUGACCCCUGCACAGUCAUGUUUUUCUUCAGAAACAAGCACAUCAUGAUCGACUUGGGCACUGGUAACAACAACAAGAUCAACUGGACAAUGGAGGACAAACAGGAGAUGAUAGACAUUAUUGAGACUGUUUACAGGGGAGCUCGAAAAGGAAGAGGUCUCGUGGUGUCCCCUAAAGACUAUUCAACGAAGUACAGAUAUUAACUUUACUUUAAAUAUUGUCUAGUGUAUUCAGUGACAUUACAUUACCCUGGAUGGACACCUCACCUUCACUGGGACAGUUUGUAUAUUCAUGUGUAUACAGAAGUGACCUGCUCUUGUAUUAAAAACCUUUUUUAUUAUUAUUAUUUAAGAAUUUUCCUUUAUUGCAUCAAUGAUCAGGAAAUUGUGACUUUUUUUUAAAUAAAUAUUUUACAAGA
This is a messenger RNA of Tachysurus fulvidraco (yellow catfish), 816 nucleotides long. It is a transcript of the gene txnl4a, whose product is annotated as thioredoxin-like 4A. The record is from RefSeq and is a predicted model, not a curated record. Gene Ontology annotation, cellular component: spliceosomal complex; U4/U6 x U5 tri-snRNP complex; U5 snRNP. The transcript is spliced from 4 exons. The coding region runs from base 173 to 601 and encodes 142 amino acids. Gene Ontology annotation, biological process: mRNA splicing, via spliceosome. NCBI's taxonomy places the organism in Eukaryota, Metazoa, Chordata, Actinopteri, Siluriformes, Bagridae.